AUGGCUGGUCUAAUAAGAAAAAUAAUUACAACUCCCAAUGCACCUAAACCAGUUGGACCAUAUAGUCAGGCUGUUCAAGUGGGUCAAACAUUGUACGUUUCUGGAUGUCUUGGAUUGGAUAAAGAUAGUAUGAAAUUAAUUCUUGGAGGAGCUGCCGCUGAAACUGAGUUGGCCCUGAAGAAUCUUGAAAAUAUUUUACUUGCUGCUGAUUCAUCACUCUCUAAAGUAAUAAAAAGUACUGUUUUUCUUGAUGACAUAAAUGAUUUUGGAGCUGUCAACGAAGUUUACAAAAAAUAUUUUAAGGAGCCUUUCCCUGCAAGGUCAUGUUUCCAAGUAGGAAAGCUUCCCUUGGGAGCUAAAGUGGAAAUUGAGGUAGUAGCAAUAUCUGGCCCAUUAGAAACAAUAAGUCAUCUUUAA
Messenger RNA from Nezara viridula (southern green stink bug), 417 nucleotides. The record is from the annotation of a GenBank genome assembly. NCBI's taxonomy places the organism in Eukaryota, Metazoa, Arthropoda, Insecta, Hemiptera, Pentatomidae.